This is a messenger RNA of Oldenlandia corymbosa var. corymbosa, 3476 nucleotides long. NCBI's taxonomy places the organism in Eukaryota, Viridiplantae, Streptophyta, Magnoliopsida, Gentianales, Rubiaceae. The record is from the annotation of a GenBank genome assembly.
AUGGAUUUAGUUUCUAAGUACCAGGGCUAUGUUGGUCGUGUAUUUGGGAAUGAGAAUUCUGACUCAAACGAAGAUAGUUAUGUUGAACGCUUACUCGACCGAAUAAGCAACGGCAAACUAGCCGAAGAUAGAAGGACAGCUAUGGUUGAACUUCAGUCUGUUGUGGCGGAAAAUCGUGGUGGACAGUUGGCCUUUGGAGCAAUGGGCUUUCCAGUACUUUUGAGUGUCUUAAGGGAGGAACGAGACGAUGUUGAAAUGGUUCGCGGGGCAUUAGAAACUCUUAUUAGUGCCUUAACUCCAAUCGAUCAUAGCAGAGGACCCAAGAAUGAAGUUCAACCAGCUCUAAUGAAUAGUGACCUGCUUUCUAGGGAAGCAGAUAGCAUUUCUCUUCUCCUGAAUUUGCUGGCGGAGGAUGAUUUUUAUGUGCGAUAUUACACUCUUCAACUGCUGACUGCCCUUUUAACAAAUUCUCCAACUAGACUGCAAGAGGCAAUUCUCACCAUUCCUAAUGGUAUUAUAAGGCUUAUGGAUAUGCUUUUGGAACGUGAGGUGAUACGAAAUGAGGCUUUACUGCUCCUAACUUACUUGACCCGGGAGGCUGAGGAAAUCCAGAAAAUUGUGGUUUUUGAAGGUGCUUUUGAGAAGAUUUUUAGCAUUAUUAAAGAGGAAGGGGGUUCAGAUGGAGGUGUUGUUGUUCAGGACUGUCUUGAGCUACUCAACAAUCUCCUUCGUACUAAUGCAUCUAAUCAGGUAAUGCUGAGGGAAACGUUAGGCUUUGACCCUUUGAUAUCAAUUUUAAGACUCAGAGGAAGCGCCUACAAGUUCACCCAACAAAAGACAAUAAACUUACUCAGUGUUUUGGAAACAAUUCAACUCCUAAUUUAUGGAGGUCAAGAAGCCGAUCCUAGCCGGCACACAAACAGGCUGACAAAUAUAACAGCCCUGGUCAAGGUCUUGGACCAGUUACUGAUGUUGGGUGUUGAAAGCCAAUGGGCUCCGGUGCCUGUGCGUUGUGCGGCACUACAAUGCAUUGGAGAUCUUAUUGCUGGUCAUCCACAGAAUCGUGAUCUCCUUGCGACAAAAUUACUUGGAGAGGAACCAAAUGUAGAGUCUGCUUUGAAUUCCAUUCUAAGGAUUAUCCUGCGUACUUCCAGUGUUCAAGAGUUUAUAGCUGCUGACUAUGUCUUUAAGAGCUUCUGUGAGAAAAACCCUGAUGGCCAGAAAUUGUUAGCAUCAACAUUGACCCCGCAGCCACAGUCGAUGACUUAUGCGCCAUAUGAAGAUGAUGUUCACAUGUCAUUUGGAAGUAUGCUGUUACAUGGUCUUACAAUGAGUGAGAGCAAUGGUGACCUCGAGACUUGCUGCAGAGCUGCGAGCGUUCUUUCUCAUGUCUUGAAGGAUAAUUUACAAUGUAAAGAAAAGGUUUUGCGAAUUGAACUUGAAGCUCCGGUACCAACUUUAGGAGGUUCAGAGCCUUUAAUGCACCGUAUGGUGAAGUACCUGGCUCUUUCCUCUUCUAUGAAAAGUAACGAUGGAAAAUCAAGCGCUCGGAACACAUAUGUUGAACCAGUUAUCUUGAAACUACUAAUUGUCUGGCUCUCUGGUUGUCCAAGUGCAGUACAGUGCUUCCUCGAUUCACGCCCUCACCUAACUUAUUUGCUCGAGUUGGUUUCUAAUCCAGCUACGACUGUCUGUACAAGGGGAUUAGCAGCUGUGCUUUUGGGCGAGUGUAUUAUAUAUAAUACAUCUACUGAUAGUGGAAAGGAUGCAUUUAGCAUAGCUGAUGCCAUAAGCCAGAAAAUUGGGUUGACAUCGUAUUUUCUGAAAUUUGAUGAAAUGCAGAAAAGCCUUCUUUUCACAUCUGCCAAACCGGCACUGUCCCGUAAACCAUUAACAAGAUCUACUGCUGCUAGUAUGGCUGAGAUUGAAGAUGUUGACGAAAAUGAGGCCCUUGAUCAGAAAAAUGAUCAUCCAAUGCUAGUAUCUACCUUUGAUCUUCAGUUCGUCAACUUUGUGAAGCAAUUAGAGGGAGAUAUCAGGGAUAAGACAGUAGAGAUUUAUAGCCAUCCUAAGAGCCAAGUAGCAGUGGUGCCUGCAGAACUAGAACAGAGGAAUGGGGAAGCUGAUGCUGACUAUAUUAAGCGGCUUAAGUCAUUUCUUGAGCGACAGUGUCUUGAGAUACAGGAUCUUCUGAGCCGGAAUGCAACUUUAGCGGAAGACGUAGCACGGACGGGUGGAAGCGGUUCAUCCGGUCAUGAACGUAGACCUAGUUCGGGAGCAGAGAGAGUCCAAGUAGAAACGCUUAGAAGAGAUCUUUACGAGGCUUCUCAAAGACUGGAGAUGCUAAAGACCGAGAAAAGCCAGAUAGAAUCAGAGGCUGAAACGCUCAAGAAUUUCGCUGCCAAGAUGGAAGCUGAGCUACAAAGUUUAUCUAACGCGUACAACAGUUUAGAACAGACGAACAUCCAAUUGGAGGACGAAGUCAAAGCUUUACGUAGUGGCGGGAGUAGUGGCGGAGGCAUGUCGGCCAAAGACAUUGAGGCAUUGAAAGCAGAAGCACGGGAAGAAGCUCAAAAAGAGAGCGAGGCUGAGUUGAGCGACUUGCUCGUGUGUCUUGGUCAAGAGCAGAGCAAAGUAGAGAGGUUGAGCGCAAGAUUAAUGGAAUUGGGAGAGGAUGUAGAUAAGUUGCUGGAAGACAUUGGGGAUGAUGACGAUGCAGGACUUGGUGAAGAUGAUGAAGAGGAUGAAGAUUGAUGACACAUACUUUCCGCCUUCAUUUUCUUGUUAUUUUUGUUGCCUGUCUCUCAAUGGAAUGUGUACAGUGAUUGUUUUGCAUUAACAUCUGUUGGACUGAAAAAAAUUAUUUUAAAUUCUUUGUUGUUUCUCCGUUAAGAGGGUUUGGGAAGGGAUCCCAUCAGAAAUUGCAUCCGUACUAACUUUAAUGAUUCUACGAUCUUCUCAUGUAGAAGAAGGAUACAGUCAAAUCUCAGCAAGUGUUUCUGCUGGAUUUCUUCGAAUCUCUAAUGCUUGAAGUGCGCUGUAAGCAGCCCCUCGGAUCGUUCUGUAAGUUCAUUGCCGUUGUAACGUUUAUGUGAUCCAUCUAGUUAUCAUGAAUCAUCAAAGGUGUCAACUAUUCAUGACGCUUAAUAUCAGUGGGGAACUGUAUGCAGGAAAAAUAAACACUACCGACUACUUUGAAUUUGCUGUCAAUUUCUUGUUGUGAAAGUUCCAUCAAUAUACAAUAAUUACAAAGGAAAGAAACACACCGCAUCUAUUAUUCAUGGAUUUGAUGUACUUUCUGUUUCGAUUGUUUUCAAUAACUUCAUGUCCACAUUUGUUAGGUGAGAUGUCAAUAAAUCGUCUUAGAUUUCCUGUCUUUAGUAAAAACCUGUUUAAAUCAAUGGUCCCUGAAUGCCUCUCUGAAAGGGCCGGACAAGCCUGGUCAGUUGGCCACACUCUACAGAUUGACGCUGCCG